Molecule: messenger RNA, 853 nt
Organism: Aspergillus ochraceoroseus IBT 24754
Lineage: Eukaryota; Fungi; Ascomycota; Eurotiomycetes; Eurotiales; Aspergillaceae
Exons: 3
Coding region: 1-387 (128 amino acids)
Source: RefSeq, a predicted model, not a curated record
AUGCUGGAUUCAGUCACUGUCACCAUCACCACAAAGCAAAGGCUUAGCGACACAGAGUAUUUAGGCCAUCAUUUUGCUCCAGACCUUCAUGCUUCCUUCAAGCAUCUUCUUUCCAUACAAUUCCGGGAAGACCCUGUCUUCCAAGGACAGAAGGCAAUUCCGUUGCCAAUUGCCGCCGCAUUUCUCGCAGAAUAUCUCGAUUCACCAGGCCUGGCCUGUCUCGAUGCGCCCUUUGAGACGUUUCGACCCAACAUGCCAUUGAUCUCGCCGAGCUCCGGCGCUACAGGGGCUCAAGGGGCGCUUAUGGUCUUUCAGAACCCCGACUUUCAGCGAUUGAAUGUUUGGGAGCCAAGCAGUAAUGAGUGGACAGUCAUCAUCACUUAUUAGACAGGGCACAUAUUAUCAAAUGCGCGAGCGCGAGUUCCUGCUAGCUAGGACACGGAUGUGAUCAGAGGGGCAAUCUCUCAGUCUAGAGAGGGAAGAGGUACAAUUCGAAUUCCUGGUCCAGAUACCCAGGUCGUUGCGGUCAGUAAUGCAGGCUUGAGUGUGUUAGCAGCGUCCCUCAAGAUGAUCAUUUAGCUCAAGUAGAGUAUUGUUUGCUGUAUUGCUUUCUUUGACAAACCUCUCUAGCUUAUUGCGGGAAUGUUUUCGCAUUAAAUUGUAUUACGAUACUAUAGUUGCUUGAACUGCCUUAUAGUGCCUAAAAGAUCAGGAUGAGAGAUAGCUUGGACCUGUAUAAUAGUCCCGUUGGCGAGCACAAUCUCCAUGUUUGACCAUCAUUUCAGAACCCCUAGCAGAAGAAUUAAGCACUAUGAUAAAUUCACGAUGGAAAUGGUAGUUGAGGAUGAAGCAG